Molecule: messenger RNA, 561 nt
Organism: Sorghum bicolor (sorghum)
Lineage: Eukaryota; Viridiplantae; Streptophyta; Magnoliopsida; Poales; Poaceae
Product: probable transport accessory protein MmpS3
Exons: 1
Coding region: 1-534 (177 amino acids)
Source: RefSeq, a predicted model, not a curated record
AUGGCCAAGCACCAUCUCCACCUCAUCGUGACUCUCCUUUUUGUUGCCACCAUCUUGACCACUCCAGGCACUACCUCAGCUAGCUCAUCGACACCGCCGCCGACGGCAACAUCGCCACCGCCACCGACGGCAACGUCGCCGCCAGCAGCACCACCGCCGCCGGGAAGCUCGCCAGCAGCACCACGAACAGCGUACGAGAUGCUGGAGCAGUACAAUCUGAGCCGUGGCAUCCUUCCCGAAGGCGUGACGGGGUACGACCUCCGCCCGGACGGCUCCUUCGAGGUCUACCUCCCCGGUGACUGCAGCGUCCAUGUCGCCGGCGGGACGCCGAUCCGGUACAGUAGCGUCAUCGCUGGGAACAUCCAGUCCCAGUGGAUCCGAGCUCUCAAGGGAGUGAAGGUGAAGGUUUUGCUGACAUGGAUUGCCAUCACUGGAGUGAAUCGCACCCAAGACGGCCAGCUCAAUUUCUUUGCAGGUCGGAUAUCCAAGUCGUUUCCUGUUGACAAGUUUGCUAAUAGCCCCCAGUGUGUGUAGUUGAGGCUUCGACGUACGAUGGCUCCG